Messenger RNA from Gigantopelta aegis, 496 nucleotides. RefSeq lists its product as uncharacterized. Bases 182 to 496 code for a protein of 104 amino acids. The record is from RefSeq and is a predicted model, not a curated record. The transcript has 3 exons. NCBI's taxonomy places the organism in Eukaryota, Metazoa, Mollusca, Gastropoda, Neomphalida, Peltospiridae.
UCACUGCAUUGCGAUCAUUGUUUAUUGUGUCGUCGUAUCGGCGUUCUAACUUGUUUCUUUUGCUGGGGAAAAUGGUGGACUAGCAGAUGCCGGUUUUUUUGUGGGUUUUUUUUUUCCAAUCUUGGACAAUGAUGCCGCAAAGUUAGUAGCGGCGGUUUGGUCCGUUAUUUGGCAUUUCAUCAUGAAGUCGGAAAGCUACGCCUGCAGAAUUCUGCUCGGAGUGCUCUCCAUGUGUCUGGCGUGUGUGGAAGUUGUUAGACCCUCGUUUGUAAAUGGAAAUUCGUUGUUUGUAAGCAAUGGAACUCACAUAAUCAGAAUUGAUCGAACCUCGCGGAUCAGAAAAAUUAUAUAUGUUGAGCCUGAAGGUCGAAUAAUAGGCCUUGCUGCAGACAUCGAAGAUAACUUGCUAUUUUGGUCAGACAUCGGUAAACGAAAAGCUAUUUUUAAAUCAAGACUUGAUGGAACCAGGGUCCAAAUUAUUCUCACUGGUAUGUAA